Macaca mulatta (Rhesus monkey) is the source of this 3034-nucleotide messenger RNA. RefSeq names its product ORMDL sphingolipid biosynthesis regulator 3 (gene ORMDL3). The record is from RefSeq and is a predicted model, not a curated record. NCBI's taxonomy places the organism in Eukaryota, Metazoa, Chordata, Mammalia, Primates, Cercopithecidae. Gene Ontology annotation, cellular component: endoplasmic reticulum membrane.
UCCUAAAGUAAUAUUAAGUAGAUUCAUACAAUGCAACAGGUGCUUUACAUACAUUUUUUUGGGUUCCCACAACAUUGGAGGUGGGGUUUCACAGGUGUGGAAUUGGAGAUUAAGACAAGUAAUUUGCCCAAGGUCACAUUGCCAAUAAAGGAGGGCCUGCCCUAUGUCUACCAGGCAGUAAAGUCUGUGCCCUUGCCUUUAGACGAUGCAGAUGUGAAAACUGUAGACCAGAACCUCUCAUUCAAAGCCACAAAAGCUGACCUGAGACAGAAACUCAGGCUCCUUACUACUGAUCAAGGAAUCUAUGAUACGUGGCUUCUUCUCACGUCAGGUGCAGGGAGGCCAAGGAAGUGGCCCGGUCCGCGGCAGCCUGGGCCAAGAGUGACUGAGAAGGAGAAGGCAGGCUCCGUUCUGGGCCCUCCAGACCCUCACCCCAGCCAAUGUUGUGAAAAACGCGCUCCCAGGAGGGCCCAGCAGGGCAAAGGGCCAGGCUAGUCUGUUUCUGGAGGAGCCAAUCUGGGGCCGGGGCGGAGGCAGCCAGGUGCAGUGGAAAAACCCUGUACUUGGGGUCAGAAUAUCUGGGUUUCGAUCCAGUCUGGGACCCAGCAAAGACCUACAGCAAGUUACUUACAAGUCCGAGUCUCCUCAUCUGCAAAACUGGGGCACAGAUAAAAUACACUUGAAGGGCACAGGAGCAAAAGUUGGAAUUGUUACGCACCAAAAUUCUAUCAUCCGAUCUGACCACGUCACGGUGCAACUUCCAACAGCGCGUCCCCGGAGAGUCCGGGAACGGAGCCCAGGAAAAACUACAACUCCCAGGAGCGUCGGGCGGGCUGGCCAGGAACCAGCAGAGGAAACUACAACUCCCAGGAGGCGUCGGGCGUGCCGGCGCGGGGCGGUGACGUCGCGGGGGCCGGCGCGGAGCGCUGAUUCGGCCGGAGCUGCCAGCGGGGAGGCUGCCGCCGCGGGUUGUUACAGCUGCUGGAGCAGCAGCGGACCCCGCUCCCGGGAACCGUUCCCGGGCCCUCGAUAUCCGGCCCCGCACGAACAGUGGAGAGGGGCAGCAGGAUGAAUGUGGGCACAGCGCACAGCGAGGUGAACCCCAACACGCGGGUGAUGAACAGCCGUGGCAUCUGGCUCUCCUACGUGCUGGCCAUCGGGCUCCUCCACGUUGUGCUGCUGAGCAUCCCCUUCGUGAGUGUGCCUGUCGUCUGGACCCUCACCAACCUCAUCCACAACAUGGGCAUGUAUAUCUUCCUGCACACGGUGAAGGGGACACCCUUUGAGACCCCGGACCAGGGCAAGGCGAGGCUGCUAACCCACUGGGAGCAGAUGGACUAUGGGGUCCAGUUCACGGCCUCUCGGAAGUUCUUGACCAUCACACCCAUCGUGUUGUACUUCCUCACCAGCUUCUACACUAAGUACGACCAGAUCCACUUCGUCCUCAACACUGUGUCUCUGAUGAGCGUGCUCAUCCCCAAGCUGCCCCAGCUCCACGGAGUCCGGAUUUUUGGAAUCAAUAAGUACUGAGGGUGCAGCCCCUUCCCCUGCCCAGGGUGGCAGGGGAGGGGUAGGGUAAAAGGCAUGUGCUGCGACACUGAAGACAGAAAGAAGAAGCCUCUGGACACUGCCAGAGAUGGGGGUUGAGCCUCUGGGCCUAGUUUCCCCCCUGGCUUCCCCCAGUAGCCAACUUGGAGUAGCUUGUAGUGGGGUUGGGGUAGGCCCCCCGGGCUCUGACUUUUUCUGAAGUUUUUGAUCUUUUCCUUUUGCUUUUUGAAUAGAGACUCCAUGGAGGUGGUCAUGGAAUGGGCUUGGCUCCUGGGCUGAACAUGGACCACGCAGUUGGGACAGGAGGCCAGGGGAAAAACCCCUGCUCACUUGUUUGCCCUCAGGCAGCCAAAGCACUUUAACCCCUGUGGAGGGAGCGGAGGGCGGUACGGCUUCUGGAUUGUGUCACUGUGAUUCCUAGGUUUUUUCGAUGACACGCAGUGUGUGCUUUUGUGUAUGGAAGCAAGUGUGGGAUGGGGCCUUGCCCUUCUGGGUAGAGAGCUGUCUGAUCCAAGUCUCAGGCUUUUGGCAGCUUCCCUGCAGCGCACCCGGGGCCCUGGGUGGGAGUGGGGAGGGUCAGGUGGGGGGAGAUGGGGUGGAGUGUGGAUGGCUUGGUCCCAGAGGUGAGGGGCCAGGAUUGCUGCCAUCCUGGCCUGGUGGAGGUUGGGGAGCUGUAGGGGGUUAAUGAGUCGAGACUUAGAAGAAUGGGGCCACAUAGCAGCAGAGGACUGGUGUAAGGGAGGGAGGGGUAGGGACACGAGCUAGACCCAGUCUCCUUUGGGAUGUGGGCAGGGAGGGAAGCAGGCUUGGAGCGUUGAUUUACCCACAGAAUGUGAUAGUAAUAGGGGAGGGAGGCUGCUGUGGGCUUAACUCCUGGGUUGGCUGUUGGGUGGACAGGUGGGGAAAAGGCCCAUGAGUCAUUGUAAGCACAGGUCCAACUUGGCCCUGACUCCCGCAGGGGUACGGGGAAGCUGUGACGGAAACAAUGGAUGCUGUGGUCCUCUGCAGGCCCUCACCCCUUAGCUUCCUCAUGCAGACUGGCACUGGGCAGGGCCUCUUAUGUGGCAGGCACAUGUGGCGCUGUGAGGCCACCCCACGUGGGGUCGGUGGUGAGAGUCCUGUAGGAUCCCUGCUCAAGCAGCACAGAGGAAGGAGCAAGGCGUGGCCUGUAGGCACUGUCUCAGCCUGCAGAGAAGAAAGUGAGGCCGGGAGCCUGAGCCUGGGCCGGGGCCUCCUCCCUCCCCAGUUCGACUAGGGACAGUGUUAAUUUUGAAAAGGCGUGGGUCCCUGUGUCCUCUUCCAGGGGCCUGAGGGAGCAGGAGAGGUCACUGGGCCUGUUUUCUGCCUCCUGGCCCUGCAUCUCCCACCCCAUGUAUCAUAGGGAACUUUCACCUUAAAAUCUUUCUAAGCAAAGUGUGAAUAGGAUUUUUACUCCCUUUGUACAGUAUUCUGAGAAACGCAAAUAAAAGGGCAACAUGUUCCUGUU